This is a messenger RNA of Fundulus heteroclitus (mummichog), 1171 nucleotides long. Its product is annotated as type-2 ice-structuring protein-like. The record is from RefSeq and is a predicted model, not a curated record. Gene Ontology annotation, molecular function: signaling receptor activity. The transcript is spliced from 7 exons. NCBI's taxonomy places the organism in Eukaryota, Metazoa, Chordata, Actinopteri, Cyprinodontiformes, Fundulidae. Bases 320 to 955 code for a protein of 211 amino acids.
CCUGAUCAAGAGAUUUGCUCCAGGUGUGCAGGAUCCAGAGCUGACGGACUCUCCUGGAGAGAUCUUCUCUGAAAGAGGAACUCACUCAUACCAAACACACCAGAAUCCUAACAAGGCCUCUGUAAUACAAUGGAGUGGGUUGUCUAUUGGGCUUUUUUUUUUAAUGAUCGGGUUGCUGGUUCCUCUCAUAAGACCUAGCAACACUGCAACAGACAUCCAAAUCCAACCUCCGUGUGGCUCAAGAACAGCAUGGAGAUGAGACAUGGAAUGAAUUUAAAUCGUCAAGCUGCUGCAUCCAGACCUAACAUCACUGCAGGCCAUGGAAAGCAAACAACCUCUGAAGUUGUUACACAACUCUUCUGCGUUGCCCAGCUCACCCUACAACAUCAGACUGAAGCUACCAGCAUCUUCCACCUUCAAGAUGAGAGCCCUGCGUCUUUCAGCAUCCAUCUGUGCCUUGAUGGUUCUGACUAACGCCCUCGCUGUUCCAGAAGCAAAGUCGGAUGAUGACGAAACAGCGGAGAUCAACCUGGAGAAGAGGUCACCCUAUUGCUCCCGUGGUUGGACCAGAUUCAACGGUCGCUGCUUCCGCUACAUUGCAACCCCCAUGAGUUGGUCCACAGCCGAGAAAAACUGUCGGUCCAUGAAUGCAAACCUUGCAUCGGUCCAAAACAUCGGGGAGUACUACAAGAUCCAGAAGCUGAUAUUAAUGAGAAGUAACAAGUACACAGAGACCUGGAUCGGAGGCAGCGAUGCACAGCAGGAGAGACUGUGGUUAUGGAGCGAUGGUACUCCUUUCCGCUUUACAUUCUGGUGUUCUGGAAAGCCCAAUAACUUACGUACGCAGAAUUGCUUACGCAUGAACUAUAGAGGUCAGAGGUGCUGGGCUGACUUUCAGUGCUACUACCUAAGGCCUUCUGUCUGUGCCAAGAAGGCCUGGCCAAUCCUGGGCUGAGUGCAUUUCUUUGGUUCAUUAAAGUCUUUAAAUCUCUUUUCAUUGCUCUAUCGCUGUCAGGCAACUUAAAGAAAUCCCCAACAUGCAACAUUUACAGAUUGAUGACUGUCUCUUUGGUCUUGCGCAUCAAAAAACGGUCAACUUAAUUUGUUGUUGUGAUACCGCUUUUCUGCACGGCUUUACUCUGUGAAAAAUAAAACGCUCAAGCAAGAAGAA